AUGAAUUCUUCUAAACUCUCAUUGUUGUUCACUCUUUCCUUGAUCUUCAUUUCCUUUGCUCCUUUACCAAUAUUAGGCAUCAAUUUGUAUGAAACUGUAUGCAAAGAUGCUGGGAAGGACAAUGCUCGUUGCUUGAAUCUUCUAAAACAGUACCCUGAAAUAACUUCAGCCAAAAACUAUGUUGAACUUUGUAGGUCCAUACUUGAGAUGGCAAUAAAGAAGAGCACUGAAGGCCAGAAUUACCUUAAGGGAAUGAUGAAUAAAAACCCUUCACCAGCGAUCAAAGAAUGUGCAACCGUUGACUAUGAUGAGUUGGUUGGAUCGUUCAAAAGUUCUUUGGGUGAGUUGGUUGAAGAUCCAUCAACUGCAAACUAUGAUGCUAAAGUUGCUGGUGAUGGACCUGACACUUGUGAUAGGGCCUUGGCUCAGGCAAAGAUAGUUGAUCCUUCUAUUUCUACUCAAAAUAACGAUAUGAAGUUUCUUAGUAUUGUUGCAUUUCUAGCCACAAACCAUCUUCCCCAACGUCAUUCUUAA
Gastrolobium bilobum is the source of this 534-nucleotide messenger RNA. RefSeq lists its product as uncharacterized. Gene Ontology annotation, molecular function: enzyme inhibitor activity. The record is from RefSeq and is a predicted model, not a curated record. The transcript has a single exon. Lineage: Eukaryota; Viridiplantae; Streptophyta; Magnoliopsida; Fabales; Fabaceae. The coding region runs from base 1 to 534 and encodes 177 amino acids.